AUGGGCCACAUCAGCACGCUCGCGGGCGUCGUCGCCCUGACGUCCCUUUUUGCCCACCAGGUUGCCGCUCAAUCCUGCCCCGGCGUUACCGGUCGGUUCCAGCCGAAGAUGGGCUCCGGAUACCGGUACAGCGUGCUCGCAACCGGCCUUCGCAACCCCCGGCACAUCGCGGUGGACUCGGCGGGCAACUUGUUGGUGACUGAGGGAGCGACCCAGGGCGUCAGACGGCUUGUCUUACAGGACCAGGGUGACAUUGUGUGCGUCCAGUCCAACACCCAAAUCAUCACCGGAUCGACAAACCACGGGAUUGCGCUCAGCGCCGAUGGCAAGACGCUCUUCACCUCCAACCUUGCGAGCGUGACGGCAUACUCCUAUGAUGCCAGCACCGGCCAGGUCGGACAAGGCAAGCAAAUCGUAACGGGAAUGGCCUUCCAGGGAACGCACCCGACCCGGGCCAUUGCCACGUCCAAAUGGAACCCCGACACAAUCCUGGUGGCGCGUGGAUCCCAGGCCAACAUCGACACCAGCACCACUAACCAGGAUUCCGCGCGUAGCAUGAUCAAGUCUUUCAGUAUUAGCCAGGGAACCCAGAGCGCCCACAACUACAACACGGCCGGCGAGGUUAUCGGCUGGGGCCUCCGCAACAUUGUCGGCAUGACCGAGGAUGCCAACUUUGGCGGCUUUUGGUCCGUCGAGAACCAGAUGGACGACGUGCGGCUCAACGGGCGUGACAUCCACAACGACAACCCGGCUGAGCGGCUGAGCUACCACGGGGUGCUCAACGCGACCGACAACCGAUACAAGGGCCUCAACUACGGCUACCCGUCGUGCGUCCCCGCGUGGGACCCCCAGGGCGUCGGCAUCAACGGCCUGCUGGUCGGCGGCCUGUUCAAGCCCGACAACGUGCCGAGCGUGAGCGCCGACGAGUGCGCCAACAACCGCAUGACCGGCCGCCUGCACUUCCACGCCCACACCGCCCCGCUCGACAUCAAGUUCAACCAGAACAGCACCGCCGCCUACAUUGCCUUCCACGGCAGCUGGAACCGCAACCCGGCCAACGGCUACCGCGUCAUGCGCGUCGACUUCAAGGACGGCCAGCCCGUCCAUCACGUCACCAGCACCACCGCCCAGAUCCCCGUCAUGGAGAACACCAACAUCGGCGCCUGCCCCAACAACUGCUUCCGCCCCGUGGGUCUUGACUUUGACGCCAAGGGCCGCCUGUUCGUGUCGAGUGACACGUCGGGGGAGAUAUACGUCAUCUAUGGUGCUUGA
Messenger RNA from Chaetomium fimeti, 1272 nucleotides. Its product is annotated as soluble quino protein glucose/sorbosone dehydrogenase. NCBI's taxonomy places the organism in Eukaryota, Fungi, Ascomycota, Sordariomycetes, Sordariales, Chaetomiaceae. The transcript has 4 exons. The coding region runs from base 1 to 1272 and encodes 423 amino acids. The record is from RefSeq and is a predicted model, not a curated record.